UGUGACCUGUAUACCGGAAGUGUUCUCUCUUUACCAGAAGUGAAAACAGUUUCAAAACAUUUGCUUUAAAAAAUAAAUGAUAUAAAUGUAUUUUAAUAAUGUCAAUGCUUCCUCCAGCUGCAGAGUUCCGGUUUCCUUGGGAGGUGAACUCUGUAAAAGAAGGUGACUCAGUGAGGACAUUUGGCAGACUAGUCUGCUAUCAGCCAGAGGAGUCCAGGGCCACGCUGUCAGCUCAACAUGCUUCGAAAGAGCACCGAGUCUUUGUCCAGACUGGGUUCGUUGAGCCGUUUAACCCAAUAAUGGGAGCCCAAUACUUGGUUCUGGGUGAAGCAGAUAAUAAUGAAGAGCUCGGUGUGGUGAUCCGUGCCCGCGUACUCAACUGUGUUGAUGGCGUAAACAUGGCGCUUCUGCAGAAAGCCAUCAGUGAUCAAAGGAGCUUCUUCAGAGAGAGGGAGAGCCAACCUGCACAACCUACAGAUGCAACCUGACUUAGGUCAUCAUCCAUUUGUUUACUCGURGUGUUUCUUAUCUGUCAUGGCCAUCGCAUUAUUGCUUUGACCUGCUGUCGUGUGACUUUUCUUGCAAAACCUCUCCACUUCUCUGCCCUUGGGUGGGGAUUGUUUUGAAACUAAAAGUUUACAUUCUCRCUCACGUCUAGAGGCGAUUCAGAGGUACCAGUUAACCUAACAUUUAUGUUUUUGAUUUGUGAGAUAAAAGCAGUCUCUCCUGAGAAAAGCCACACACAGGUGGAGGAAAUAUCCAACUCCAAACAGAAAGACCAGGGAGCAAACCUGCAUCCCCUAGCCGUCCUCCUUCCACUUUCUUCCUGAAGGGUAUGGGUUUCGAACUGGGAGUCUGAUAACUGCGACCUGGCUAGCUUGAUGAGAGGUUUCUGAGGGCUAGCAGAGGGUCAGUGGGAGGUUGGGAGUUACAUUUCUCAACAGCACUAACCUCUGCUUCGUCAGGACACCCUUUAACAAGCUUUAAAAACUGAGUUUGUUUGAUCAGUCAAAAUGUUUGUGUUUCUGUUUGUCCAGGGUAAUCAAGCACGUUAAAAAGUGAGCUCAGUUGUGAUGCAGUGGUCCUCUCUAGAGCAUGCUCCUCUGUUUUUAUAUAACUAAAUUGACCAAAUAUUUGUGUCAUCAUUCGGUCCUUUUAUUCUUUUUGUCAAAGGUCUGCCGAAAAAGUGUGUUUAAUUUGUUAUUUUUAAAAAAGUUUUUGUCAUGCUUUAAUCUGUUUCAUGGACUAAAAGUGGCGAAAUAAACUACAGAUUACAUCAUGAAGAUAAUGUUCAUCCCAUCUUCAUAUCUGUUCAUUCGUUUAUGAAUGGUGUCUUACAGGAUGGAUACAAAGAUGCUUGUAGAGUUAUAAAAUGGAAACAAAUUUUCUUUAA
Molecule: messenger RNA, 1393 nt
Organism: Austrofundulus limnaeus
Lineage: Eukaryota; Metazoa; Chordata; Actinopteri; Cyprinodontiformes; Rivulidae
Gene: ten1
Product: TEN1 subunit of CST complex
Exons: 3
Coding region: 99-488 (129 amino acids)
Biological process (GO): negative regulation of telomere maintenance via telomerase
Cellular component (GO): CST complex
Molecular function (GO): single-stranded DNA binding; telomeric repeat DNA binding; telomerase inhibitor activity
Source: RefSeq, a predicted model, not a curated record